UUGAAAACUCUUUUAAAUCUUCAAAAAUGGAGCUGGAAACUAAUGAUAUAAUUAAUUGUUACUUGUCAGUAAUUGAAAUUGUUGAACAAUUGGUAUCUUACUUUACAAGUGCGGAAACUAAACAUUAUCCAUUGGUUCAUCAAGAAUUAGUAAAUUGUUGUCAAAAAAUCGAUAUUAUUAUAACUUUAGAAACAAAUAACGCAAAUUUUUUAGUGGCAUUAUUUCAACAAAAGCACCAGCUCACUUUUCUACUUGAAAUCAGUGAAAAACUAAUUCAGGCGGAAAUCCGGUUGGAUAUUAAUCGAACAAUCAAUGAGAAACCGCUUCAGGAAGACAAAGUCGAUAAAAUUACAACCAUAAUUAAAAACAGUAUUGAAAAUCCCAAAGUAAAUGGCCUCAGUGAAAUAAUUGGACUAUAUGACAUUAAAAAAACCUUAAAAUCGCUUGUUAUUCUCCCCAAAACUCAGCCGCAAUUAUUUUAUAAUCGUAGAAUUUGUAAUAGUAUUUUACUGUAUGGCCCCCCAGGGACUGGGAAAACGCGACUAGCGCACGCUCUAGCAUCUGAAGCCGCCGCCACUUUUUACUCUAUUUCUGCUGGGGAUGUUUUAUCUCACUAUGUGGGGCAGACGGAAAAAACGAUUAAGGCUUUGUUCCAACAUUUGAAAAAAAGUAGCGAUUUUAGUAUCCUUUUUAUUGACGAAAUUGAUGCGUUUUGUAGGAAACGCAGCGGAAGUGAACAAGAACAUACAAGAAGAAUAAAGACUGAACUCAUGUGCCAAAUGUCGAAUAUUGAAGAUUGCAAAAACAUGUUCAUAGUCUGUGCUACAAACUGUCCUUGGGAUUUAGAUUGUGCCAUUUUGCGGAGGUUUCAGAAACGUAUUUACGUGCCUCUUCCCAGUCAAUUCGAACGAUUGGAGUUUUUCCAGUUUUUUACAAGAAACAUUCGUUUUGAAGGCAGUUAUGUUGACUGGACAGAACUAUUGGAGAAAACUGAAGGUUAUUCCGGUUCGGACUUGAACGAUUUGAUCCAAACCGCCCUAAAUAUCCCUCUGAACGAAUUGGAAGAUACCAAAAUUUGGAAAUGCAGCGAUGAUGGAUUUUACGAACCAAUCAUGGGAGAGCAGGAUUUUUCCAAAGUGGUUUGUUCCGAGUUGCAAGACUUACCUUCAAAUUCUGUUAAGGCGAGGAAUGUCCAAAUGAACGAUUUCUUUAUUGCUAGCGAUUCCGUUAAAUGCACCGUGAGUCAAAGCGAUGUUAAAAAAUACGAGAAUUUUAUUGGGAUUUAAAUGAAAGUAAAAAAUUAGUUUUUUGCUGUAUAUUGAUCUUAAAUUUCCAUAACUUAUGCACAUUUUGACAAUAUUAUGUACAUUAAAAAAUGUCGCUCGUUACUUGCUAAUUUUGAAAAUUUUGCUGUGAUUUCAUAGUUGAAAAAAUUAAAUAAGACGUUUAAAACCUCUUACUUAAUUGUUUCACAAAACAAAAGGAAUGCGCAUUUCACGUAAUUACACAGCCAAAAUAAAAUAACGUUUUCUAGAAUCAGAAUUCUAGUAAUCACAGAAAAAUUUUUGGAGUAUGUUUCAUCAAUUUUUUAAUUGCAUUCACAAUGAAUAUAUUAACCUAUGGCUACACUUUUAUGACUUAAAAAGAAAAUGUUUACAUAAUUUUUCUUACUUAGAAAAUAUUUGAUUAACAUAUAACUUCAUUCAACCUCUCUUGUAACUACAAAAAUAAUACUUUGAGCUAUACAUUUACAAAUAGGCGAAUAAUAUUGUUGGAAAUGUAAAUAAAAAUUUUAGGACUUUGUCGUGCUCUGUGUUGGUGUAUCAUUUAAUGAGCGCUUCGUUUUAUAAAAUCAGUCAUAAAACAACUAAAUAGCUCAAUACAGUAUUGUACUUUAGUCUCUUGUUUUAUUACAAUGCACAUAAGAAAUUAGAAUAGCAAUACGACAUCAACAAGACUAAACAAUAUCUAAUCGUUCUUUAAAGGCCUUCAUCUUUUCAUUUUGUUUCUUUUGUUCAACUUAACACAUCUUUGAUUUCAGUUGUCAAUAUCAAAUUUAAGUAUCACAACUCUUUUUUCUUUAGUACGUAAGAUAAUUUUGAAAUUGACUAGUUUAGUUUCGAAAAAAACUAUUCACUAAUAUUUCUGGACCUGAGUCUUAAAAAGGCCAAUCUCCAUUUUCAUGGUUCUGAAAUAUUAAUUGCACAAGUUUUAAAAGCAUGACUAUAAUUUUAAAUGUGUGAAUAAUUCCAACAGAAGAUUGGCUUUUUUAUAACGAUUCAAAUGAACACAGGAAUUUUAGUGUUGGGGGAGCAUCGAAAAUCGAUGAGAAAGUGGAGACUGGCCGUUUUAAGACUAUAAAGUCCAGAUUUUUGGGUUACGAUCCGUAUACAAACUUUAAAAUUAAUUUGUUAGUUAUAAAGGGAAAUUAUUAAAUAAACUGAUUCUUCUAUCGUU
Molecule: messenger RNA, 2457 nt
Organism: Tribolium madens (black flour beetle)
Lineage: Eukaryota; Metazoa; Arthropoda; Insecta; Coleoptera; Tenebrionidae
Product: suppressor protein of bem1/bed5 double mutants-like
Exons: 5
Coding region: 27-1286 (419 amino acids)
Biological process (GO): vacuole organization; endosomal transport
Molecular function (GO): ATP hydrolysis activity; ATP binding
Source: RefSeq, a predicted model, not a curated record